This is a messenger RNA of Dioszegia hungarica, 1134 nucleotides long. Its product is annotated as cell division control protein 4. The record is from RefSeq and is a predicted model, not a curated record. The coding region runs from base 1 to 1134 and encodes 377 amino acids. The transcript is spliced from 3 exons. NCBI's taxonomy places the organism in Eukaryota, Fungi, Basidiomycota, Tremellomycetes, Tremellales, Bulleribasidiaceae. Gene Ontology annotation, molecular function: protein binding.
AUGGAUAAUACCCUAGCUAGCACGACAACCCCUCACGCCUUGGUCGACCAGCCAUCACACCGCUCCUUCCCAUCAUCCCUCGAGUUGAAGACGCACAUCGCCACCUGCCUUCACCUAUCCAAUACCCGCCUGAUUGUCGCUGCCGACUCGCCCACCAUCGAUGUGUACGACCUCCACACUGGCCAGCUCCAGGGACAGCUGAACGGUCACGCAAGCGGCGUGUGGGCUCUGGCGUGCAAGGGAGAUGUGCUCGUUACGGGGAGUACGGACGCGACUGUGCGGGUGUGGGACUUGAAGGAGAUGAAGGAGAUCUGUACGCUCCGGGGGCAUACUCUGACUGUCCGGUGCUUGGGGAUAUCUCAAGCUCCGGGGAACGGAGGAGUCGGCGAGGGCGAUUUGUUUGGGACUCUCAUAGUCUCGGGGAGCAGGGAUGGGGAUGCCAGGGUAUGGCAACUAACUGAAGCCGGCGCUGGGGUCGGGGGAGACAGUGUCAGUACGACCACGUCCGACAUUGGUCAAGCGGACGUGAGGAGCCUAUACGUGCUCAAGGGUCAUACACGGGCCAUACGAGCCAUGGAGGUUGACGGGCGGAUCUGCAUUACGGGGUCCUACGACUCCACGAUCCGAGUAUGGGACAUCGUCAAGGUCUAUAGCCUGGCAUACGAUCCGCAGCGGAAACACUGUGCCUCUGGCUCGAUGGACAACACCGUCAAGAUCUGGGAUGUCAGGACAGGCGAAUGCCUUCAUACCUUACGCGGCCAUACGAAGCUCGUCGGUCUACUAGAGAUGUCCUCUGAGUACCUGGUUUCUGCUGGCGCGGACUCCGGGCUGCUGAUCUGGGAUACGAGUACGUAUAAGCUCGGGCAUACCCUCGACAUGGGAGGCGCAGCCGUCACUUGUCUAGCGCAAGACGAUGGGCGAUUAGUCACCGGGACACAGGACGGAGUGUCGCUCUGGGAUCUGAAGACGGGGAAGACGAUACACGUAGCAGGUCUGACGGAGGUGCAGGGGGUGCAAUCAGCGUGGCAGGUCACCUUGAACGGGGAGGUGUUGGUGGCGGCAGUUUCAAGGGGUGGGGAACUUGUCUUUGAAGUGUUGAAUCUGCACAGCGAAUGGUGGGCGGGAGGUGUAUGA